CAAGACGACAAGGCAGGCAAGCUAAAGGCUGCGCGGGCCUCUGUCGAAUUCCACCUCCACCAUUAUCGAACCGGUCCACCGCCAACACCCAUCCCCCAACUCACCCUCGCAAUCCCGCGGCGACACGGCAGUACCUUCAAUCGGUCCGCGCUGCCCUCCCCGCCAAACAGCGACUGCCAGAGUUCGCCUCCCUCCCACCCUGCACACCCGUCCCUGUCGCCGCUACCGCUUCUUCGCCGCGCAGCCCGCAACCGACUUUUGCUCCCAGCCCAGCCACCAUCACCAUGGCGCCGGACCCCGACAGCCCCCGGGCCGCCGAUAAGGGCAAGGGAAAGGCGGUGGAGAAGCUCGAGGACGUCAAGACCGACAAGGACGGGAAGCCGUUGCUGAACGGCAAGAAGGAGGAUGAGAAGAUCGUCGACUCCGCCGAGGAGCUGAGCGAGGAGGACCAGCAGCUGAAAAAUGAGCUCGAUAUGCUGGUGGAGAGGCUCACGGAGUCCGAUGCCUCCCUAUACAAGCCGGCGCUCGAGGCCAUGAAGAACUUCAUCAAAACGUCCACGUCGUCUAUGACCGCCGUGCCCAAGCCGCUGAAGUUCCUCAGGCCCCACUACGAGACCAUGACGAAGCUGCACGAGACGUGGCCUACAGGCGACGACAAGACAUCGCUGGCCGACGUCCUCUCGGUUAUCGGCAUGACCUUCUCGGACGAGGACCGCCAGGACACGCUCAAGUACCGCCUGCUUGCCCCGACGCAGGACAUCGGCUCGUGGGGCCACGAGUACGUGCGUCAUCUUGCUCUCGAGAUCGGCGAGGUGUUUGGCAAGCGCAUCACAGCCGAGGAGUCGACGACGGACCUUGUCGACCUCGCGCUGCUGCUGGUGCCCCUGUUCCUCAAGAGCAAUGCCGAGGCGGACGCGGUCGACCUGAUGAGCGAGCUCGAGAUUAUCGAGCAGCUCCCCAAGUUUGUUGACGAGGACACGUACGCCAGGGUGUGCCUGUACAUGGUCUCCAUGGUAAACCUCCUGACCUACCCGGAGAACGAGCAGUUCCUCAAGGUGGCGCACGACAUCUACAAGCAGUACAAGCAGCACACGCAGGCCAUGGUCCUGGCCAUCCGGCUCAACGACAUGGACAUGAUCCACGAGGAUUUUGACAAGAUCCAGGACAAGGCCGUCAAGAGGCAGCUCGCCUUCCUCAUUGCGCGCCAGAAGAUAUGGCUGCCGUACCCAGAGACGGAGGAGAACCAGGAGCUCACGGAAAGCUUGUGCAACAUUCGCCUUUCGGAGCACUUCCGGGCCUUGGGCAAAGAGCUGAACAUACUGGAGCCCAAGACAACCGAGGACAUCUACAAGAGCCACCUGGAGAGCAGCCGCGUGGCCGGCAUGACCAACCUGGACUCGGCGCGCCACAACCUGGCCGCCGCCUUUGUCAACGCCUUUGUCAACGCCGGCUUUGGUAACGACAAGAUGAUGCUGGUUGAUGACAAGGAGAGCUGGGUGUGGAAGACCAAGGACUCGGGUAUGAUGUCGACCGUCGCCUCGAUGGGCAACCUGCUGCUGUGGGAUAUCGAGAACGGUCUUGAUAAGAUCGACAAGUACACGUAUGCUGAGGAGGAGCAGAUCCAGGCCGGCGCAAUGCUUGCUAUUGGCAUCAUGAAUUCGGGCGUCCGCCUUGACUCUGAGCCGGCAAUGGCAUUGCUGAGCGAUUCCGAGAAGCUGGAGCACAAAAACCCGCUCAUCAGGACGGCAUCCAUCAUGGGGUUGGGCCUCUCGUACGCCGGCUCUAAUAAGGAGGAGCUGCUGGACAAGCUGUUGCCCAUCAUCACCGACUCGUCACAGGAGAUGCAAAUCUCGGCAAUGGCCGCCCUGGCUUGUGGUCUGAUCUUUGUCGGGUCAUCGCAUGCCGAGGUCAGCGAGGCCAUCGUCACAACGCUGCUGGACGACGACCGCAAGACGCAGCUGACGGACAAGUGGACCCGCUUCCUCGCCCUAGGCCUAGGCCUGCUCUUCUUCGGCCGCCAAGAGGAGGUUGACGUGAUCCUGGAGACGCUCAAGGCGGUCGACCACCCGGCCGCCAAGCCCACAGCUGUGCUGGCCGAAAUCUGCGCCUGGGCCGGCACCGGCGCCGUGCUCAAGAUUCAAGAGCUCCUGCACCUCUGCAACGACCACCUGGAGGAGACGGAGGAGAAGAAGGGCGACGAGCUGCUGCAGGCCUACGCCGUGAUUGGCAUCGGCCUGAUAGCCAUGGGCGAGGACGUCGGGCAAGAGAUGGUGCUCCGGCAGUUCGGCCACCUGAUGCAUUACGGCGAGGCCAACAUCCGGCGGGCGGUGCCGCUGGCCAUGGGACUCGUCAGCCCCAGUAACCCGCAGAUGAAGGUCUACGACACGCUGUCGAGGUACUCGCACGACAAUGACAACGAAGUGGCCAUAAACGCCAUAUUCGCCAUGGGUCUCCUGGGCGCGGGCACCAACAACGCGCGGCUGGCGCAGCUCCUCAGGCAGCUCGCCAGCUACUACCACCGCGACCAGGACUCCCUGUUCAUGGUCAGGAUCGCGCAGGGCCUGCUACACAUGGGCAAGGGCACGCUGUCCAUCAGCCCCUUCCACACGGACCGCCAGGUCCUCUCGAGAGUUGCGGCCGCCGGUCUGCUCGCCGUGCUGGUGGCCAUGAUCGACGCCAAGAGCUUCAUCACCUCGGACUCACACUACCUCCUCUACUUCCUCGUCACGGCCAUGCACCCGCGCUUCCUCGUCACGCUCGACGAGAACCUGCAGCCACUGACUGUCAACGUCCGCGUCGGGCAGGCCGUCGAUGUGGUUGGCCAGGCGGGCCGCCCCAAGACCAUCACGGGGUGGCAGACGCAGAGCACGCCCGUGCUCCUGGCCUACGGCGAGCGGGCCGAGCUCGAGGACGAGGAGUACAUCAGCCUCAACCACUCGCUAGAGGGACUCGUAAUCCUGAAGAAGAACCCCGACUGGGACAGCGCCAAAUAAAGUUAGGCAGCUCGAUGUUUGGACUCGAGGGAGGAUGGCUGGAAAAGGGGAGAAGGUGGAAAAGGGGGAGGUCAAGUUCGGAGGCAAGACAUGAGGCUCCAAACACACCUACCGAAAUAACUGUACAUUAAUGUCCUUUGCCCUUGCCGGCAUGGCUCCUAGACUUUCUAUGCUGCAGGUUUAUUGGCUUGCGCCGAGGAAUAGAGCAAUAGGAACUUUCUUGAUGAUUUGCAGCAUUCAGCUUUUUUUUUUCUUUCAUUCUGUUUUUACAAAGCAGGCCAAAUGAUCCAGUUUCUAGUAGUCGUGUUCUGUCAUGUGACAUGAUGAG
Messenger RNA from Gaeumannomyces tritici R3-111a-1, 3321 nucleotides. Its product is annotated as 26S proteasome regulatory subunit rpn-1. The transcript has 4 exons. Gene Ontology annotation, cellular component: nucleus; proteasome complex; proteasome storage granule. The record is from RefSeq and is a predicted model, not a curated record. Gene Ontology annotation, biological process: proteasome-mediated ubiquitin-dependent protein catabolic process; regulation of protein catabolic process. Gene Ontology annotation, molecular function: enzyme regulator activity. The coding region runs from base 285 to 2993 and encodes 902 amino acids. Lineage: Eukaryota; Fungi; Ascomycota; Sordariomycetes; Magnaporthales; Magnaporthaceae.